This is a messenger RNA of Cuscuta campestris, 1035 nucleotides long. The record is from the annotation of a GenBank genome assembly. Lineage: Eukaryota; Viridiplantae; Streptophyta; Magnoliopsida; Solanales; Convolvulaceae.
AUGAAUUUGCUUAUACUAAUGCAGCUCAUAAAUUUGUUCCAUUAUCUGGCGAUUCUUUCAUUUUAGUGAAAUGGUUGCUAACCCAACAACCACUAUAAAGCCUCUUAAGAAUAGUCAUACCCUGCUUUUAAGUGUUCUUUUUUUAAAGCAUGAAAAAAUGGUUAAGUACACUGGGUUUAUCAUAGCCACAUGCAGUAUAUCUUUAUAAUUUGACUAUCCAUAUAGGCAAACAAAUCUAAAGGAUAGUCUUUUUUGUGGGCCAUUGUGACCGAAAUCUUGUUCAGAAUGGUAAACACUACCAUUCUUUGGGAUUAUUCUCAUUUAUCUUUUAAUACAAGUCAACAAAAGACUGAAAUUGUCCCUGCUCUUAGUGUAUCCAUAAGAAACUGCCUUAUGCCAGAAUGGCUUGUAUGAAAAAAUAAUGAUAGUAAUGAUGAUGAUGAUGAUGCCUAGAGAUGGUUUAGUUUGAAAAUGGCUUUUCUUACAAUGGCAUUCAUUUCUAGGCUGGCAAUAAUGGCUUCAGAAAGAUUGCUGAUUCUGCAGCCACACAACUGGGCUCUGAGAAGAGACUAUGGCAUGAUGAUGUACUAUGCCAGGGAAUAUGGGGAGGCCGUCCAGGAGCUUAGCAUUUGCAUGGCUGUUGCCCCAGAAGAGGAAGCACAAGUUCUGGAACCAUUUGUUGAGAAGCUGCACCUGCUGCAGGUCGAAUCUUCUUGGAAGUCGUUUGGGGCGUGCGUACAGACCGGUUAAUUCUUAACACAACUCCCUUGAACAUACAUGUUCUUAAUUGAUGUUGUAAUCAUUGUUAUUGUUAUUGUUACUGGCUGGCUUUAACCAUGCUUCUGUAAACCUAUUAUUGUACUCCAUGCCAUCAAGCCUUACCUUAACUUGUUUUAAUUAGAGUCUUUCACUAGGGAGAAGAGAAAAAAAAACCUUUGUGUAUAUGUGUAUUUCUCAUCUCCUAUCUUUCCAUUUCUUAUGUUCCAUUUGAAGUGUGGUGCACCUAUGUUUUGGUAAAUUUGAAAUGGUAACCUA